CUCGAAGGAAGUGGUCCCACAAUUUGACAUCUCGUUGAAUAAUGACAGUUUCUGCUUAGUAUGAGCUAUGGCGCAGCAUAAACAGACUGCGCAUGAUUUCAUCCAGUGUGCUUUUAGCCCACAAGUUGCCGUUUUAACAAGCAAUGAUGCCGAGCAACUUUGUCAGAAAAAUAACCUGUCUUUUACUCAGCUUGUUCAGCCUUUCUGCAGGUUGACAACUGAGGCUCAAAUAAAAGACCCCAAUAAUGUUCUGCAUACGCUGCAGCGACUUCGUAUUGGAAUGAUUGACAUGAACUGUCAAGUGUCUACUCCGUUGGUUGCCAAAAAGAUGAUGAACGAUACAGUUACCAAUGAACAGCCACAGAUUCACGAAGGGAGUAGAGGAAAUGUCAUGACCGUUGGGGACUAUGAUCUUCAGCUUAGUUCUGCAACACCAUGGUUUGAGGCAUACCGGGAUGUAUUUCUACAAACAAUACCUCCCUCAGAACAUGAAUUCCUGAAACACUGUCUAGCUUGUAUAUUCGUGGUAUCGUCCAGUCACCCCGAGCCCCUGGCGAUGCUUCACACGCUGUCCAACACCCAACAGCAGCAGCAGUCCCAGUUCCCCAACAAACUGCCCCAGUGGUUCAGCCCUAACAUCCUCAAAUACUAUGUCCUUGUUCACGAUAUGGUGGAGGCAGAGGCAGCAAAGGCUGAAGCUGUUUAUCAGAGCAUGAAAUCCAGUUUUGGCCACCAGAGUUGCCACCUACUGCAGAUCAACUCGCGCUCGGUAACUGCCGUGGAAACCACAGACACUAGCUUCCCCGACCCCUGGGGACAGUUCCUACACAAGACACCGGAUAAUAUGGAGGGUGUGGACUAUGAUGGGUCUGCCAGCAGUGGAGCAGAGGAGGGCUCUUUUCCCAACAAAGUGGAGGAAGGAACUGAGAAACACGCAAUUAAUGAUGGUCUAAAUGGGAUAGGAAACAACUCAACAGUGAUUGACCAUCCCUUGGCCCUUUCUGACAGCUUGCCAAGCCCUGGCUUUGAGGACUAUCCCUCACUGCCCUCCAAGGGCUCCCAUAUGAGUCUAAGCAGCGUGCAGUCAAGCAUGACCAAGUCGGGGUCGUUUCACAGCGAGAAAGGUCGGGUCAUGGGUCAUGGGAUGUGUCUCACAGCUAGCGAUCAGGAUCGUAUUCGGAUAUUCAUCCACGAGUUCAGUGUCCGUGCUCUAAUACCCUGGGCCGAAAGACAGAUGAGAACUUUGAACGAAUUGCUCAUGUCACGAGCGGGCUUCAGGAAGUCUAUUGUGGGCACAGCCAAGAAGUGGUUCGGAGGAAACACAAACAAAACUGGUCAAGUAGCAAACACAGCCACAACUGUUGUCUACUCAAAGGACGCCCCUGAGCUUCAGAUGCGCAGGCUGGCUGACCUGGCGUUCCUCUUUCAGUUGUACGAGUUUGCAUACAACACAUACCACACUGCCAAACGAGACUUCAAUAAUGACCAUGCCUGGCUGCACUUUGCUGGGGCGCUGGAGAUGGCCAGCCUGUCUACAUUCAUGCAGGGACCCCAGAGUCAGAGGGUGUACCCUGACCAUUACAUGGAGUCUGCCAUCACCACCUACUUACAGUCUUGCAAGAAUGAACCAUACGCUGUGAGAGCUACACUGACAAGUACAGAGGCCUUGACAAGUAGAGGGAAGUACAAAGAGGCCGCUAUGCAGUUCAUUAAAAUGAUGAGUGAAGACGUCUUUACGUCUGCUGUAUUCCAGGAGUCAGACUUGCGAGCGGCCUUAUUGUUAGAGCAAGCGGCCCACUGUUUCAUCAAUAUGCGUCCUCCGAUGGUGCGCAAGUACGCCUUCCACAUGAUCCUCUCUGGUCACAGGUUCACCAAGUCAGGACAGAGGAAGCAUGCCUUGCGCUCAUAUAACCAGGCCCUGCAGAUCUAUAAAGGCAAAGGCUGGGACCUGGCUGAGGAUCACAUCAACUUCACGGUUGGUCGUCAGUAUCACAAUCUGAAGCAACUAGAGAACGCUACAGCAGCCUUCAAGCACCUGCUAACAGUGGCCAGUCGACAGCCUGCCCCACAGCAGAACGCUUUCCUACGAGAGUACCUUUUUGUCUAUAGGCAACUGUUGAUGCAGGAGGUAGAGGAGACAGGCCUCCAGUCUAACACGCUGCCAGAGCUCCCCCUACCUGCCCUGGACAGCAACGCUACCAGGGUCCUCACAGGGGCCAGGCCCCUGCAGCCUCAUGAUGACAAGACAUAUGCCACUGGGGUGUGGUUUGAUGACGUGGAGGGGUCCUCUAAAAACUGGGAGAAACUGGAAGAGUUGCUGGUGAUGUCAGCCAAUGGAGGCAGUCUACCACUUGCGUACCGACCCUCAAACGCUCUGUACUCCAACAGCACCGAUAAUAAGUUCAAUCCAGUUGGCUACGUGCGAGAGCCCAUUACAAUAGAAAUCUACCUAGUGAACCCACUAAAAGUGGCAGUGACCUUGACAGAUGUGAAGUUGCUAUGGAGCUUCCUACCAACGAUUGCCAGCCACGAUAAGCCCCAGCUGAUUACCAAUGAGACCAUGCUCUCUGCAAAGAACAAUCUGGCUGAUGAGAUAGUUCAAGGUCAGGUAGUCAAGGAGAUCAUACUGCAGGGAAGUGACCGACUCCCAGUGAAGAUGACCCUGGUGCCCCAUCAGAUGGGUGAGCUACGUAUCUACGGUCUCACCUACAACCUGGGUAGCCAUGCCACAACAUUCAUGGCCCCUUCCCAGGGUCCUGAUAGCCUAGGGGUCGGCGUGGCUGGGUCACAUAAGGCGAGCUAUGUAAGCACAGUGUAUGUACGGGGUAAACAGAAGAUUGAGGUGCAAGGUCCUCGACUGAAUGGCAAGAAGGAGGAAAUGGCAGGCAAGAUGUACGGGCCUGAUAGACGCCUUGACCUCUCUGUGCAUCAGGAGAUGCCCAUUCUACAGGUCUCUUUCACAAACUUUCCAAAGACGUUGCUAUGUGGUGAGGUGCAUCUGGUGACAGUAACAUUCACAAAUACUGGGUCCAUUCCUCUACAGAAGCUCAAACUUGCUUCAACAAACCCCAAAUACUUUGUUCUUGGACGUAGUGAAGACUUGAAACUUCCAGCGAAUGUUUAUAGCAUUUCUAGUAAUUUAAAGGAUAACUCUGCGUUUGUGACUUGUGAUAGAAACUCUGUGAAGCAUGUAUGUGAUAUUGACAUUCCCAAUGGAGUAUUACAUCAAGCCUCCAGUGUGAGUCUGCCCUUAUGGAUACGUGGGAAUGAUAUAGGCGGCGUACAUGAGGUGGACCUCUUGUUCUAUUAUCAAGCUAGUCAGCAAACAACUAAACCCAGGUAUAGGCUAUUGCGACACAGUGUGCAGGUGAACACCGUGGAGUCACUUAGUGUGCGAGCCGUAGCCCAGCGAGCCUGCAAGCAUUCCAGUGAGACAGAGCACAUAAGUGUUACUGACUUUGUCAUCUCCUGUGAAUUGGAGAACCUUAGUCAGAUACAGUUAUCCCGGAGCCACGUACGAGAGGUGUGUGUACGUCAGAUCUCCUGCUCCAGUCAGCGCUGGGGUGUGGAGCCUCUAUCCAGGACAGCACAUACAGAUACAAAGAUUGGAAGUCGGGAGUUGUUGCAGGUCUGCCUGAAGUCUAUGGUGCUGUCGGAGAGCGCACAUAGACCAGACAUGUACACAUUCACAGACUUGCCAUUCCAGAAUACUAGGUUGCUAAGCAGUGCCACCCCAUGUAGAGAAUUCUACCUGAGGUCAAGGGUCAAGUUAAAGUCCUUUGAUCUGGAGACUACAGUGAACCCGCCCUCUGCCCAGCUGGGCCCGCCCAAAGUGGACCCUGAGCUCGCCUUCGAGUCACUCAACUGUGCAAUUAACCUUGAUAUGGCUCUAAUCAUACUCUGGGAGGCCCAAGUUGUGGACAGUGCUGGAGAAGAGAGGACCUGUGUGGGCCAACAUCACGUGAUUGUUGAGAAACCAGAAAGCUUCUUCACCUCAUAUCCAUUCCAAAUUCUUCCCAAGGAGCGACCUCCAAUCAAGUUCACACGUGAGGAGGUCACCUCAGAGGUUAUCAAACCAGCUUUCGAGGUGCUCACUCAGUUGGUCUCUUACACCAUGAAACACAAGACUCGUCAGACUCACUCCUUCCAGCAGACCAGGGUUUGUCUACUGGGUGUCACAUUGAUGCUACAGAACAACUCAGAGGCCGAUGUUACUGUGCUGGUAGAUACAAGUAGGGCACAACAAAGGUUAAGCGAUAUUCAAGAUGCGGCGGGUCAGGCACUGGAGAAUUCCACCACAGGAUUCUCCUGGGUGGGGCAGACCCAACGGCAGGUCACGAUGACCCCGAAACAGGUCCUAGAAUUGAGCCUGUCGGUGUCCUUCAGCCGGCCUGGUGUGUACAACAUCAACAACCUGGCGGUGUUCGUCUCGCACACCAACGACGUGUCCGAGAUGACCCUGCAGAAGCAGACACGACCGAGCGUGGUUUCCGUGUUGGAUAAAGGACAUCAGUGACAAGUCACACAAAAUUCUGCCAUCUUUGGAUUAAAAAGACUUAUCUUACAUUUGCUUAAGAGCCACAUAGGACCUUUUAGUGUGUGAAGACUUUUUUUAUCAUUCAACAUUUUGCCACUUUAGGAUAAAACUACACGUGCUUAAGAACCAGAUGGGCCCUUGUAGUUUUAAUACGGGACUUUUUAUUGAAUGCGUUAGAAAGAGUCAAUAAUUUUUUUAAAAUUGUGCCUCGUUUGGAUAAAGAGAUGUAUCUAAAAUGUGCUUAUAAACCAGAUAGGCCCUUAUAGUUAUGACAUGGGACUUGUUAUUGGUUGCUUCAGACAGAGAACUUAGCACCAGGAUUUGGCCAUCUGCAUUUCUUGUCAGUCAAGGACUUAGUUUACUUGUUAUAGGUUUGAUAUAUAUUUUAGUAAACGUGUCUGCAUUAUCAAAUUGUACUGAACAAAAUUAUUAAAGCAGAAGGUCUAAAGUAAGGGGCUGUGUAUUAUUGCUGUAUCAUUCAAGCUAUCUGGUCAUAGUAAUUGAGCUUGUCAAUUUCAUACUCGGUCUUUAUUUGAAAUUACAAAUUUAACCCAUUUAGGUCAAGCGUCUAGAAAAAAGGCCUUGGCAAACAGCAAA
This is a messenger RNA of Dreissena polymorpha, 5134 nucleotides long. RefSeq names its product trafficking protein particle complex subunit 8-like. The record is from RefSeq and is a predicted model, not a curated record. NCBI's taxonomy places the organism in Eukaryota, Metazoa, Mollusca, Bivalvia, Myida, Dreissenidae. Bases 68 to 4516 code for a protein of 1482 amino acids. Gene Ontology annotation, biological process: protein localization to phagophore assembly site; endoplasmic reticulum to Golgi vesicle-mediated transport. The transcript is spliced from 30 exons. Gene Ontology annotation, molecular function: protein binding. Gene Ontology annotation, cellular component: TRAPPIII protein complex; cytoplasmic vesicle; phagophore assembly site.